Molecule: messenger RNA, 5732 nt
Organism: Rhinopithecus roxellana (golden snub-nosed monkey)
Lineage: Eukaryota; Metazoa; Chordata; Mammalia; Primates; Cercopithecidae
Gene: GRIN2A
Product: glutamate ionotropic receptor NMDA type subunit 2A
Exons: 14
Coding region: 467-4861 (1464 amino acids)
Biological process (GO): synaptic transmission, glutamatergic; excitatory postsynaptic potential; long-term synaptic potentiation
Cellular component (GO): postsynaptic density membrane; postsynaptic membrane; NMDA selective glutamate receptor complex
Molecular function (GO): transmitter-gated monoatomic ion channel activity involved in regulation of postsynaptic membrane potential; NMDA glutamate receptor activity
Source: RefSeq, a predicted model, not a curated record
ACUCACUCACACACAUUCGCCCUCAAACACACCAGCCCGGAGCUGGGCUGCGGAGAGGGUGCUCCUGCGCGCUCAGAGGACCGGGCAGUUGCCGUCCGGAGUGGGGCAGGAAGCAGAGCUAGGACUCUUGGAGGGGAGCUCCUAGGGCUUGGCCGGAUCAUGGGACCUGGUGAGCGCUAAGAAUCGCGGCCGCAGCCAUCAGCCCUGGAGAUGACCAGGAGCGGCCACUGCUGAGAACUAUGUGGAGAGAGGCUGCGAGCCCUGCUGCAGAGCCUCCGGCUGGGAUAGCCGCCCCCCGUGGGGGCGAUGCGGACAGCGCGGGACAGCCAGGGGAGCGCGCGGGGGCCGCAGCAUGCGGGAACCCGCUAAACCCGGUGGCUGCUGAGGCGGCCGAGAUGAUCGUGCGCGCAGCGCGCCCCACUGCAUCCUCGACCUUCUCGGGCUACAGGGACCGUCAGUGGCGACUAUGGGCAGAGUGGGCUAUUGGACCCUGCUGGUGCUGCCGGCCCUUCUGGUCUGGCGCGGUCCGGCGCCGAGCGCGGCGGUGGAGAAGGGUCCCCCCGCGCUGAAUAUUGCGGUGAUGCUGGGUCACAGCCACGACGUGACAGAGCGCGAACUUCGAACCCUGUGGGGCCCCGAGCAGGCGGCGGGGCUGCCCCUGGACGUGAACGUGGUAGCUCUGCUGAUGAACCGCACCGACCCCAAGAGCCUCAUCACGCACGUGUGCGACCUCAUGUCUGGGGCACGCAUCCACGGCCUCGUGUUUGGGGACGACACGGACCAGGAGGCCGUGGCCCAGAUGCUGGAUUUUAUCUCCUCCCAGACCUUCGUCCCCAUCUUGGGCAUUCACGGGGGCGCAUCUAUGAUCAUGGCUGACAAGGAUCCGACGUCUACCUUCUUCCAGUUUGGAGCAUCCAUCCAGCAGCAAGCCACAGUCAUGCUGAAGAUCAUGCAGGAUUAUGACUGGCAUGUCUUCUCCCUGGUGACCACCAUCUUCCCUGGCUACAGGGACUUCAUCAGCUUCGUCAAGACCACGGUGGACAACAGCUUUGUGGGCUGGGACAUGCAGAAUGUGAUCACACUGGACACUUCCUUUGAGGAUGCAAAGACACAAGUCCAGUUGAAGAAGAUCCACUCUUCUGUCAUCUUGCUCUACUGUUCCAAAGACGAGGCUGUCCUCAUUCUGAGUGAGGCCCGCUCCCUUGGCCUCACCGGGUAUGAUUUCUUCUGGAUUGUCCCCAGCUUGGUCUCUGGGAACACGGAGCUCAUCCCCAAAGAGUUUCCAUCGGGACUCAUUUCCGUCUCCUACGAUGACUGGGACUACACCCUGGAGGCGAGAGUGAGGGACGGCAUUGGCAUCCUAACCACUGCUGCGUCUUCUAUGCUGGAGAAGUUCUCCUACAUCCCUGAGGCCAAGACCAGCUGCUACGGGCAGAUGGAGAGGCCAGAGAUCCCGAUGCACACCUUGCACCCAUUUAUGGUCAAUGUUACAUGGGAUGGCAAAGACUUAUCCUUCACUGAGGAAGGCUACCAGGUGCAUCCCAGGCUGGUGGUGAUUGUGCUGAACAAAGACCGGGAAUGGGAAAAGGUGGGCAAGUGGGAGAACCAUACGCUAAGCCUGAGGCACGCCGUGUGGCCCAGGUACAAGUCCUUCUCCGACUGUGAGCCGGAUGACAACCAUCUCAGCAUCGUCACCCUGGAGGAGGCCCCUUUCGUCAUCGUGGAAGACAUAGACCCCCUGACCGAGACGUGUGUGAGGAACACUGUGCCGUGUCGGAAGUUCGUCAAAAUCAACAAUUCAACCAAUGAGGGGAUGAAUGUGAAGAAAUGCUGCAAGGGGUUCUGCAUUGAUAUUCUGAAGAAGCUUUCCAGAACUGUGAAGUUUACUUACGACCUCUACCUGGUGACCAAUGGGAAGCACGGCAAGAAAGUUAACAAUGUGUGGAAUGGAAUGAUCGGUGAAGUGGUCUAUCAACGGGCAGUCAUGGCGGUUGGUUCUCUCACCAUCAAUGAGGAACGUUCUGAAGUGGUGGACUUCUCUGUGCCCUUUGUGGAAACGGGAAUCAGUGUCAUGGUUUCAAGAAGUAAUGGCACCGUCUCACCUUCUGCUUUUCUAGAACCAUUCAGCGCCUCUGUCUGGGUGAUGAUGUUUGUGAUGCUGCUCAUUGUUUCUGCCAUAGCUGUUUUUGUCUUUGAAUACUUCAGCCCUGUUGGAUACAACAGAAACUUAGCCAAAGGGAAAGCACCCCAUGGGCCUUCUUUUACAAUUGGAAAAGCUAUAUGGCUUCUUUGGGGCCUGGUGUUCAAUAACUCCGUGCCUGUGCAGAAUCCUAAAGGGACCACCAGCAAGAUCAUGGUAUCCGUAUGGGCCUUCUUUGCUGUUAUAUUCCUGGCCAGCUACACAGCCAAUCUGGCUGCUUUCAUGAUCCAGGAGGAAUUUGUGGACCAAGUGACUGGCCUCAGUGACAAAAAGUUUCAGAGACCUCAUGACUAUUCCCCACCUUUUCGAUUUGGGACAGUGCCUAAUGGAAGCACGGAGAGAAACAUUCGGAAUAACUAUCCCUACAUGCAUCAGUACAUGACCAAAUUUAACCAGAAGGGAGUAGAGGAUGCCUUGGUCAGCCUGAAAACGGGGAAGUUGGAUGCUUUCAUCUACGAUGCCGCGGUCUUGAAUUACAAGGCCGGGAGGGAUGAAGGCUGCAAGCUGGUGACCAUCGGGAGUGGGUACAUCUUUGCCACCACUGGUUAUGGAAUUGCCCUUCAGAAAGGCUCUCCUUGGAAGAGGCAGAUCGACCUGGCCUUGCUUCAGUUUGUGGGUGAUGGUGAGAUGGAGGAGCUGGAGACCCUGUGGCUCACGGGGAUCUGCCACAAUGAGAAGAACGAGGUGAUGAGCAGCCAGCUGGACAUUGACAACAUGGCGGGCGUGUUCUACAUGCUGGCCGCGGCCAUGGCCCUUAGCCUCAUCACCUUCAUCUGGGAGCACCUCUUCUACUGGAAGCUGCGCUUCUGUUUCACGGGCGUGUGCUCCGACCGGCCUGGGUUGCUCUUCUCCAUCAGCAGGGGCAUCUACAGCUGCAUUCAUGGAGUGCACAUUGAAGAAAAGAAGAAGUCUCCAGACUUCAAUCUGACGGGAUCCCAGAGCAACAUGUUAAAACUCCUCCGGUCAGCCAAAAACAUUUCCAAUAUGUCCAACAUGAACUCCUCAAGAAUGGACUCACCCAAAAGAGCUGCUGACUUCAUCCAAAGAGGUUCCCUCAUCAUGGACAUGGUUUCAGAUAAGGGGAAUAUGAUGUACUCGGACAACAGGUCCUUUCAGGGGAAAGAGAGCGUUUUUGGAGACAACAUGAACGAACUCCAGACAUUUGUGGCCAACCGGCACAAGGAUAACCUCAAUAACUACGUAUUCCAGGGACAACAUCCUCUUACUCUCAAUGAGUCCAACCCUAACACGGUGGAGGUGGCCGUGAGCACAGAAUCCAAAGUGAACUCUAGACCCCGGCAACUUUGGAAGAAAUCCAUGGAUUCCAUACGCCAGGAUUCACUAUCCCAGAAUCCAGUCUCCCAGAGGGAUGAGGGAACAGCGGAGAAUAGGACCCACUCCCUAAAGAGCCCUAGGUAUCUUCCAGAAGAGAUGGCCCAUUCUGACAUUUCAGAAACGUCAAAUAGGGCCACGUGCCACAGGGAACCUGACAACAGUAAGAACCACAAAACCAAGGACAACUUUAAAAGGUCAGUGGCCUCCAAAUACCCCAAGGACUGUAGCGAGGUCGAGCGCACGUACCUGAAAACCAAAUCAAGCUCCCCCAGAGACAAGAUCUACACUAUUGAUGGUGAGAAGGAGCCUGGUUUCCACUUAGAUCCACCCCAGUUUGUUGAAAAUGUGACCCUGCCUGAGAACGUGGACUUCCCAGACCCCUACCAGGAUCACAGUGAAAACUUCCGCAAGGGGGACUCCACGCUGCCAAUGAACCGGAAGCCCUUGCAUAAUGAAGAGGGGGCUCCCGACAACGAGCAGUAUAAACUCUACUCCAAGCACUUCACCUUGAAAGACAAGGGUUCCCCACACAGCGAGACCAGCGAGCGAUACCGGCAGAACUCCACGCACUGCAGAAGCUGCCUUUCCAACCUGCCCACCUAUUCAGGCCACUUCACCAUGAGGUCCCCCUUCAAGUGCGAUGCCUGCCUGCGGAUGGGGAACCUCUAUGACAUCGAUGAAGACCAGAUGCUUCAGGAGACAGGUAACCCAGCCACCCGGGAGCAGGUCUACCAGCAGGACUGGGCACAGAACAAUGCCCUUCAAUUACAAAAGAACAAGCUAAGGAUUAGCCGUCAGCAUUCCUACGAUAACAUUGUCGACAAACCUAGGGAGCUAGACCUUAGCAGGCCCUCCCGGAGCAUAAGCCUCAAGGACAGGGAACGGCUUCUGGAGGGAAAUUUUUACGGCAGCCUGUUUAGUGUCCCCUCAAGCAAACUCUCGGGGAACAAAAGCUCCCUUUUCCCCCAAGGUCUGGAGGACAGCAAGAGGAGCAAGUCUCUCUUGCCAGACCACACCUCCGAUAACCCUUUCCUCCACUCCCACAGGGAUGACCAACGCUUGGUUAUUGGGAGAUGCCCCUCGGACCCUUACAAACACUCGUUGCCAUCCCAGGCGGUGAAUGACAGCUAUCUUCGGUCGUCCUUGAGGUCAACGGCAUCGUACUGUUCCAGGGACAGUCGGGGCCACAAUGAUGUGUAUAUUUCGGAGCAUGUUAUGCCUUAUGCUGCAAAUAAGAAUAAUAUGUACUCUACCCCCAGGGUUUUAAAUUCCUGCAGCAAUAGACGCGUGUACAAGAAAAUGCCUAGUAUCGAAUCUGAUGUUUAAAAAUCUUCCAUUAAUGUUUUAUCUAUAGGAAAACAUACGUAAUGGCCAACGUUCUGGAGGGUAAAUGUUGGACGUCCAAUAGUGCCCUGCUAAGAGGAAGAAGAUGUAGGGAGGUAUUUUUUUGUUUGUUUGUUGGCUCUUUUGCACAUGGCUUCAUGCCAUAAUCUUCCACUCAAGGAAUCUUGUGAGGUAUGUGCUGAGCAUGGUGAGUCCUUAACCAAAAAUAACUAACUACAUAAGGGCAAGUCUCCGGGACAUGCCUACUGGGUAUGAUGGCAAUAAUGAUGCUUUGGAUGCCAGUGGUGAUGUUAUCAUUUCCUAUAUUCCAAUUUCCAUUAAGGUCAGUCCGCCAUGUAACUUUCUCAUCAGAAAUGCCUAAUGGUUUCUCUAAUUCAGAAUAAGCAAUAUGGUAUGCAUGUAAACCUGACACAGACAAAAUAAAAACAGUUAAGAAUGCAUCUGCACUGUAGUGAGAUUGACAUGUGCAAAAGAUUAGGAAGUGUGGCUCGUAACAGUUUCAGCUUUCUCAUUAUGCCUUCCAUCACAGCCCAGGCUCACCCCAAGAACUCCAGGCUCCCCCAAAGAAUAGCAAAUCAGUGUGUUCGUGGUGACUAUGCUACCUUCAUUAUAGUUCAUUUCCAAGACACAUCUGGAGCCAAAGGCCCGAGGGACCCUCAGGUGGAGAGAGCUACAGGAGUCUCUUUGGAUGUUGAUGUGUGUUUCUCUCACCCUCGGCUUCGGUGGUCUUGUUCAGAGCUGCAUAAACUAAUACAUUUAUGUCUCCGAGAUCUAAGUGUGGAUCUUCUGUCUGUGACACAGUGGCCAUUGUAGUUUAUCCCGAAGACGCCUAUGUACGUAAGUUUGCAUUUCC